AUGGAUUCCACUAUCGAUCAACUAGGGAUUCCUGAAGACUAUGUUGAUGGCCUUGCACUCGCCUCGCAGAUGGUAGGCGAGAGCCAGAGGACCAUCUCUGAGUGGCUACGUGAGGAAGAGGGCACUAUUCCCGACUCCCAAGGCGAGGACGGUAUUGAUGUCACACGCGAAGAGGACGACACCAGACCAGCCACCUUUGACAUUGAACGCACACGCCUGCAGUUCGUAGACGCUUGGAAGGGUGGAGUCAAGGCCUUUAUCGACCAUUUCGUCGACGAGGAGAUCCGCCUGGGCACUUUCCGCAACGUCAGUCGUGCCAUCGUCGCGAGGCUCAUCUACUGCAUCGUGCUCACGACUCCAAGGCCAAUCCUGGACGCUCUCAUUCAUGGUGACCUUAUGGCCAGACUUCACAACGACACCGACCUUGACGAGGCAUGGAAGGCAUUGGAAGGCGUUUGCGAAGAAUACGAGACGACCCCGGGAAUCUAUGCGGUUUUUCUCGUUGCCAAGGACACCUUCACACCACCGAGCGCAGAGGAGCUGUUGGAGUGGGCGGAGCAGGCACUGGUUGAGUAUGCCGAGAAUGACAAGUACGCCAACAAGGUCGAUAACGCAAGGGGUGGCAACGGACCUGACAUGGCCGAGUCUCGUGGGGGCUACCGGAAAUACCUGACCACAACUGGCGUCCUUCCCAGCAAGAGCCGCUCGCAGCAACUCACCGUUUUUGUCGAGAAUCUGAGGACGAGAUUCCGGCCACUCAGUUUCGACGAGCAGAAGCUGCCUCUAAAACGAGCGCUGCCGUACUUUGGCUUCUCUACAUUCAUGGACAAGAGGAUGGGUCAGCAUGCCAAAGGCACCAGCUCCAAUUGGCUUAUGGGCCUUUUCGAAUCCAUCUCGAUCCUGGAGACCGACCACAAAUACACCUUGUAUAUUCUGCCGGUAUACUUGAUCCCAAGUGCAUUCCUAGCCGAGUUGUCGGAGAUUUUCUUCGCCAAAUUGGGACAGAGUAUGGUCAGUGGAGGAGGCGGAUUCAACAUAAGGCCACCAGGGCUCAAUAACAGCUCGGCUCUUGAUGUCAAUACCGAUGAAUGGGAGGAGAUUCGCAUACGAGUGGAGGAGGCCGUUGAUAUCCAGGCGAAUAGAGAGUAUUACCGAUCGGAGUUCGAAACAAGGAUCAAGCAACUGGACGACGAGUUGAGAGACGCAGAGUAUGAGGCGAGGAGGGAAAAGGAGUUGGAAGACGAACUGGCUGAGGUCCAAGCCCAGCUGAUCGAGGCAUUGAAGCCACUACCAGAGGAGAAGGAUUUGGACGAGGUUCUGAGCCGCAUCACGAAAUCCAUGCCGAAGGUCGAAGGUCUAAGGCCAGGGGCCAUCGAAUGA
This is a messenger RNA of Zasmidium cellare ATCC 36951, 1380 nucleotides long. RefSeq lists its product as uncharacterized. Bases 1 to 1380 code for a protein of 459 amino acids. The record is from RefSeq and is a predicted model, not a curated record. The transcript has a single exon. NCBI's taxonomy places the organism in Eukaryota, Fungi, Ascomycota, Dothideomycetes, Mycosphaerellales, Mycosphaerellaceae.